Messenger RNA from Fragaria vesca subsp. vesca, 1391 nucleotides. RefSeq lists its product as uncharacterized. The record is from RefSeq and is a predicted model, not a curated record. Lineage: Eukaryota; Viridiplantae; Streptophyta; Magnoliopsida; Rosales; Rosaceae. The transcript is spliced from 7 exons. The coding region runs from base 58 to 648 and encodes 196 amino acids.
GGAGAAGCUGAAGUAAUUGGGGAAGGUUCAACUCAAGUACACUUUGAAGCGUCAAGCAUGAAGUUGUGGACAACAGUUACAGUGCUAACAGAUGAUAUCGUUUCUAUUGAUGCUCCCAGAGAGACACUGACAAAUGUUCCCUUCCCCACUAAAGGAUAUAACUUCUCUGUGAAGAUCAGCGACAAGUUUAAGGCAUUUGGAAACACCAAGGGACUCCAGUAUGUCUGUAGAGUGGACCCUCCUUUUGUUGGGUAUUCAAAUCCAUGGAUUGAUCUUGAUACUGGUAACUCAUACUGCCUAUUCUUCCCUUACACACCGGAGCAUUUGGUUCGUUUCAAGUCCAAAGAGAUGAAACCAGAUAUAACUGUUUCCAUCAAUGCUUCACUGAGAAAAGCUGAUCAUGUGUCAGGAUCCGCAUCUGCUCUUUUUGUUGGAGGGUUUUCUGUUUUGGAGAUGGGCAAGGAUUCAGUCCAGUUGAAUCUGACUCCAGACUCUAACAAGACUAUUAUCACAAUUUUGGGGAGCACAGAUAUUGAAAUUUAUUGGCGUGACCAGGAUUUAUUACUCGUUACUCCCAUCCAUAAAAAAGGUUUUGGGAUCAGUGGGCGUGCAAAGUAUGAGGUGAGUGGUGACUAUGGUAGCAUCUAGGGAUGUCUGGGGGUCCUUCAUGUUGAGUUUUGGCAAGGAGGAGCUAUUGGUUUACGAAGUAGAGCAGAUUGAAGUGGUUUAGUAUGUGGAGAAACCGGCAAGGACGAGCUAGUGGGAUUGUGGAAUUGAGAAGAUUAGAGGUAAGGGUUGUAUUUUGAACUGUUGUGUGGCUACUAUGUGGGUUUUGAAGAAGCUAAUUCUUGUUUGGUGAAUUUCAUGUCGAUAACUUGGUGAUUCGGAAUUUACGAGGAGACUAUGGCCAAUUUUCCGGCAAGUGGCCGGAAUCCGGUGAAGUUUUCCGGCAAGUCGCUGGGAUCCGGCGAGAUUUCCAGCGAAGCAGUAGAUCCGGCAGAGAGUCGAGAAGGUAGUUUUUGAGCAUCCUUUCUAAUUUAAGUCGUAGUGCCUAAAAAGGAAAGUUCAGGUUAAUAUUGGAAAACUUGCUACGUUAGGAAAGUUUCUACUUUACAAAACUUUCUUUUUUUGGAAGCUUCCUAUUUAUGGAAUCACUGCCAUUAGUAAAUUUUUGGAAAUAAAUUGGUGGAUUGGAAGUCUAUGUUAUCAAUUUGGAUGUUGAAUGCUUAUUUUAGUUAUGGAUGCUUAUUUUAUUUAUGGAUGGUGCUUUUAAACCUAUAUUAUCAUAAUGUUUCAAUAUAGCAAUUGUGUAGUUUCAAACAAGCCAUGAUUACCAAUAUGUGUGAUUUCAGCUACAGAGGAUGGAUACAAACAUAACAAUAUCUAUUAUC